ACACGUGCUCGAAACUGCAGUAUGUCUACAGAUAAUGUGGACUGGACAACAUUGGUGUGCAGAUUAUUACGCGCCGAUUUUUGAUCCGUCUUAAAAUCUACGCUUCGACAACAAGGUCAAUGAACCGCUCGUCUUACGUCGAUGACACUACUUUCGUGCAUCCGGUCAAUCUCAUCUGACAAUGGAUAAUAACACAUGAAAGGACGGGAAAGAUCGUUUAGUAUUCUUAUUGCAAUUUUUCCGCGGAACAAGCAACUAUUGCACCGACGUAGUGAAAACCAUCCGUCAGUAAUGCAAUAACGAUGAUCUCGUGAAAUUUAAACAGAAAAAUCGCAUAAAAUUCCCCCGCUUCAUUUUUAUCUGUGCAAAAUAAAUAGGGACCAUGGAAAACGAGCCGGAAAGCAGGGUUAAGCACAAAGUAUGGAGGAAAUACUUCGGAUGGAUAGAAGAUAUAUCCGUGGAGCCCACAAUGUGGCUUUACAUGAUGGCGUACAUGGUGACCUCGGUUGUCGAGCAAGCACUUUUCGUUUACAAAUCCUGCCGCGUCGAUCACGGAUACUCCGAGGAGAUUUGCGCGAAACUGAACGACAAUAACACCAUAAAGGCCGAAGUCCAGCGAGUCUUCCAAUGGGAAUGUUGGGGGGCGACGUCGCCAUUUUUGGCAGCUGUUUCUCGUACAUAUCGGACGUGUCCUCGGUUCAGCAGAGAACCUUGAGGAUCACCAUUUUGGACGUCGUGUACCUUAGC
This is a messenger RNA of Colletes gigas, 747 nucleotides long. RefSeq lists its product as uncharacterized. The record is from RefSeq and is a predicted model, not a curated record. NCBI's taxonomy places the organism in Eukaryota, Metazoa, Arthropoda, Insecta, Hymenoptera, Colletidae. The coding region runs from base 383 to 715 and encodes 110 amino acids. The transcript is spliced from 4 exons.